AUGGAGAAUCCCAAGGCUCAAGGAAAUGUCCAAGAGUUCCAUCUACCGGAAUGGGAGACCACCGCUCGUCAUCGCGGAGAAAAGCAGGUCCAGAUUGGCAAGAAAUCGGGUGUGAAAGAACGCGUAUUCUUGGUCUUUGAUCGUGUCAUGCCCGGCCACAGAAAGUACUUUGGCUUCAGUAGAAAGAUCGCCUGCAUUGCCAUUUUCGUAGGAUUAUUGAUAUUACUAGCCGUGAUACUUGGUCUUGCAAUUGGCCUCAGCAAGAAGUCCAGCAACCACCAGAAUCUCCCUUUGGGAUCGCAGACUUACACCGGCGAUCUCACCUACUACGGCCCUGGACUAGGUGCCUGCGGCAUCACUUCCUCAGACACCGACCACAUUGUAUCCAUCAGUCACUUUACAUUCGACGCUGUAUCCAAAGGCUCAAAUCCGAACGCCAAUCCGCUGUGCGGACACAAGCUGAGAGCUGUUCGCAAUGGCAACAGCAUUGAUUUGACCGUUGUGUGGGCUGUCAACCUACUGACGUGGACGUCAGCCCUGGGGCUUUCAAGCAAUUGGCUGAUCCGAGUCUUGGACGCGUUGAAGUGA
Molecule: messenger RNA, 588 nt
Organism: Letharia lupina
Lineage: Eukaryota; Fungi; Ascomycota; Lecanoromycetes; Lecanorales; Parmeliaceae
Exons: 3
Coding region: 1-588 (195 amino acids)
Source: RefSeq, a predicted model, not a curated record